CUCCUCGCUGUUUAACAACAGCUACGACUACGAGUACAAGGCCUAUACUCCCACGUGUCUUGCAUCUUUGCUUUUAACAAAAAAUGAGGCAAAAGAGGAGAGAAAAUAGUAGAAUGAAGCUGAGGGCAGUGAAUGUUCAUGGAGGCAAACAAAGAGAGAAAAUUAAGAGCAAUUAGAGAAAGAAGUGACAUGAGAGAAGAAAGGUUCAUCUACUAGGGGUGUUGAAUAUCCAAUGGCAAAGAUGUUGAUACGUGAAUCAAUCGUUAGUGAUAAUAGUAGUAAUGGUAAUGGGGAUGAAGAAAGCAAGGCUGGCGCUCAAGAUCCUGAUGAUGUUCUUGCCUUCUCUAGAUCAGUUCACAAGAUUGACUCCUCAGUACUGGAGUGAAACUCGAAGACAAUGGAGAUGAUAAGAAAGGAGGUAAUUAUAUGUAUUCUGUAAUUUCUGAGAUGAAUCAAUGGUAAUUAGGAUCUGCAGUUAAUUACUGUCAUGUAUGAUUUUACUGCUAUGCUUUUAUU
This is a messenger RNA of Populus nigra (black poplar), 516 nucleotides long. RefSeq lists its product as uncharacterized. The record is from RefSeq and is a predicted model, not a curated record. The coding region runs from base 233 to 385 and encodes 50 amino acids. The transcript has a single exon. Lineage: Eukaryota; Viridiplantae; Streptophyta; Magnoliopsida; Malpighiales; Salicaceae.